Messenger RNA from Austrofundulus limnaeus, 1631 nucleotides. RefSeq names its product tetranectin. The transcript is spliced from 4 exons. Gene Ontology annotation, biological process: bone mineralization; ossification. Bases 113 to 718 code for a protein of 201 amino acids. Lineage: Eukaryota; Metazoa; Chordata; Actinopteri; Cyprinodontiformes; Rivulidae. The record is from RefSeq and is a predicted model, not a curated record.
AGCAUAUUCGGACAAGCACUUUCCCCYUGUGCAGCCAGAUGAGAGGGGCGGGUGAGAGGGAGAUAAAUUGUGAGCGUCCACGUUGAAGCUGCUUCACUCAGCACGGCUCACCAUGGCGUUCAGAGGAGUUUGUGUCCUGCUGCUCGUCCUGCUGCWCGUCGGCCUCUCAUCUCAGCAGUCUCUGUUUAAGAAGAAGCCGCUGAAGAAAGCAGAGGCAACAAAAGAUGCUGCGGUGGCAGAGCUGCAGAAACAGAUUGAUAACAUCAUCCAGGAGCUCAACCUGCUGAAGGAACAACAAGCUCUGCAAACAGUCUGUUUAAAAGGCGUAAAAAUCCACAAGAAGUGUUUCCUGGCCGACCCCGUGAAGAAACGGUACCACAGCGCCAGCGAGGACUGCAACGCCCUGGGCGGGGUCCUCGGGGCCCCCACGUCCAGCUCGGAGAACGACCAGCUCAGGGACUACGUCCGUCAGAGCGUCGGCCCCGACGAGCAGGUCUGGCUGGGCAUCAACGACAUGAUGACGGAGGGCAAGUGGAUGGACCAGACCGGCUUCAGCGUCCUGUACGAGAACUGGGACACGUCCRGCCACCGGUCCCCGCAGCCGGACGGCGGCAUGUCCCAGAACUGCGUCGUCCUGUCGGGGGCCUCGCAGGGGAGGUGGCAGGAUGAGAACUGUCGCGAGGAAAGACCCUCGGUCUGUCAGUUCAACAUCGUUUGAUCUCAUUUAGACUCUUUUUUUUCAGCUGCUUUCUGUGUUCGAACCCCGCCUGCCUGGAGAUCCGAAGCUUAUUUAGACCCAGAGAGUCUCAGAUAAACACGUUUUUUUUUUAAUUUUUUGACAAAAGUGAUGUGCUGGUAUGUCAUUUGCAGCUUUCCUUGUGGCAAAAAAAACCACAAGAAACUCGAUCCAGUUUCUAAACAGAAACACAAACUUUAAAAAGCAGGUAAUUUCUCUUUAWAAUAGAAGUUAAAAACAUGAAAACAUGGACCAGUUAGAGGUAUUCCUCCAUUAAAGGCUGAAUAUAGGUGCAGGCACCUUCACAAAAACAAAAUCAGGUUGUAAAUUUUCCAUCUUGUCUCGUUUUGACUCCGUUUGAUAAAAAAUUUCACACGAAACCACAAUAAAAACAAAAAAACUGCUUUUUUUUUCAUUUAUUCCAGUUUUCUUGUAUUCUUCUAAAGUUUAUACUCUGACUUAACCUGUAAAAAAUACCUUUAAUAAACUGAAUCUUCAAUCCUGCUCUGUUUGUUUCAUGAGAGAAUGAAGCAGCUGCCGUUUGCUGAAGCUGUCAAACUAAAAUUAAAAAAAAACCCUGCAGAUACAGAUGUGUGAUGCAGUUAUGUAAUCCUGGCUUCUGAAAUGCUUAUUUUCCUCUGGCUGUGGUUCUUCCACACCUKCUGGGUUUUCGUGGCUCGAGCUCCUGCGGUCAAAAUCCAGAGUUCAGAAUAAAAGACAAAAAGAAAAGAGCCGGCRCCUCGAUUUAAACUGGAAAAUUACCGUCAUCUCUUCGAUGUGUGAAGAGAGGCGACGAGUCCAGGAGUAGAAUGUGUCCCUUCUGACUUUAUUAGAAAAACAUCRACACUAAAUUAUAUUUACAGUUCAGACAAACAGGGAAAAAAAACACUAAAAA